AUGUCAAAAACCCAGGAGAGGAUUAUUCAGGCAUCUCCUCCUCUGGACGGAGGGCAUCGACUAUUAAUGAGACGGAGGAGGGAUUCAGAUUUCCAGAGCGGCUCCUGGCUCCGCAUCAGAGCUCUGCACCGUUCAAGAGUCGACUCUGGGGAGCAGGAGGAUUCAGGUGCUCCUGUCCUGAAGUUCCUGAGCGUGAUGUCCCCGAACAAUCCCCUGAUACCGCAGCCGGCUGUGCUGAACACGGUUCUGACGGGUCCAAAGUCAACAACAUGGAGGAUGAUUCAUCAAAACAAAGACGAUCACAGUUAGUUCAUCUGAGGAUGAGAGGCCCUGUUGACACUGUGACAGUUUCUGAGGGUGUUUGAGUUUAGGAACCGGAUUAUCAAAGUGUUUCCAAAAACAGAUAAAAGUUCUCUGAUCAAUGAAAUACCAGAAGGAGAACCAGAACACACACGACUUUAUUCCAGGAACAAUAAAACUUUAUUCUAGAAAAACAAUAACUUUAUUCCAACAUCAUCAUGACUUAUUUCAGUUUUAUUGUGAUUUUAUUCCAGUAACAUUAUGACUUUAUUCUACUAUCAUUUUGAUUUUUUUCAGAACAAUUGUAACUUUAUUUCAGUACAAUUGUGAUUUUAUUUCAGUAUCAUAAUAACAUUAUUUCACUAUUAUAUUGACUUAAUUACAGUUUUAAUAUGAUUUUAUUACCAGUAACAUAAUGACUUUAUUUUACUAUCAUUUUGAAUAUAUUCCUUUAUCAUUAUGAAUUUAUUCUAGUAACAUAACGACUUUAUUCCAGUAUUAUAAUGACUAUAUUCCACUUUUUAAUGACUUUAUUCCAAAACAUUAAAACUUCACUCUAGAAAAUCGAUAACUUUAUUCCAAUAUCAUCAUGACUUUAUUUCAGUUUUAUUAUGAUUUUAUUCCAGAAACAUUAUAACUUUAUUCUACUAUCAUUUUGAAUAUAUUCCAUUAUUAUUAUGACUUUAUUCCAGUAUCAUAAUAACAUUAUUCCACUGACAUUAAAACUUCAUUCCAGUAUCAUAAUGACUUUUUAUUUGUUUAUAUAACACCUAUAAUGAGGAGACUUCGGUCCUCUUAAAGCGCUCUGUUGUUAAAUUUGUGACAUAAUCACAUAUUUUCCCUCAAACACACGGAGAGUUUUCAGGCUGCGUGAGUCGACCUCGGUGUUAUAACGCCAUGACUGCUGCGCUCAGGAAUGGAGCACACAUACUUUCCCUUGAUUACAGAUACCUAUCUUCUCUGUCUCUGCGUCUUGAUGAAGAAAACCCUCCUGCAGCAACAGCUGAGUGAAACAAGCCGGGGACGAAUGUGGAACCAAACGGAGGAGAGGAAAAAUGAAAGAAACAGAACUUGAACUCGGCCCCUGCAUCUGUUGUUUUUUCCAAAGUUCUAGGAAAGCUGUAGAACGGGAAGAAGGCCGACUGGAUCCUCCUCACUUCUCCUCCUCCUCCUCCUCCUCCUCCUCCUCCUUUCAGCCCAGACUUCCUCCGUGCUUCCACUGACCCCUCCUCUUAAAGGCGAUGCUAAAAACACUGGAAUAAGCAGCCAAACCAAACAAUGCUGGGUCCCAUUGCUAAGCAGAGUCUAGAAGGACUGGGCCGGCCUCCAAGCCUGUGGUCACUGGAAACACUGGUGAAUGCUGGGAUAAUACGAGGCUUUUACAGAAGCAGCACCCCCUCCCUCCCUCACUCUCUCUCUCUCUCUCUCUUCCACCCACUUCUACACACUGAGCGUGCACACACACACACACACACACACACACACAGAUUUGCUCAUGGUUGCCUCCUUUAUUGCUGCGUUCUGAUGCAACAGCAGCUGCGGCGGCUCAUCUGUUGAUCAAACGCAGCGUGAGCGCUCACAUCGCAGCGUGUUGGCGCCCUCAGCGCUGAUGAAAGAGUCGGUGCGGCGGUCCCAGAGGUGAGCUCACCUGUCCGGAGAGAGGUCAGGCUGCGGCUCUGCUACUGUAUGAGGAGGCUCUGCUGUCUGCGCAGGACUCCGUCCAAUCAAUGGGCUGCGAGUUCAUCCUCUAAUUACUGCAGCGGGCGCCCUCGCCUCCUCUCUGCUACUUAUCAAUAACACACUUCCUUUUCUUCCCCGGGAGCCAUAAAUCUUUGGUGCUGAGCCUCCUUCAGCCUGCGAGUAAACGGCCUAGAGGAAGCCUGGACACAUGUGUUAACAAUCGCUGACAGCUCUGCACCCAGACCUUCCAGCUCGCCACCGCCACCGCCGCCGCCGCUGCUGCUGCUGCAGAAAAAAGAACAUUUCUGUGUUUUUGACUCUUCGCUGGUUUCUCUGUUUUACUGUUGCACUUCCUCUUUCCUCCCUCUUCUCUCCUCGGCUGUUCUGCUCCGUCUCCCCCUCCCUCUGCUGGAGAUAACCUGUGGGUCCUGGAUGAAGGGAUUCAGAGGACGGGAAAGUUUUCUGUUUUUAGUAAAGGUAGGAGGAAGGACAGGAUGGCGCUGGCUGCGGCGUGGAGCUGUUGGAUUUAUCAGCAUAUGGAGGGUGGGGGUGUCAGGGAGAGAGUGACGCAGGAGGAAAACCCACCCUGAUAGACGAGUCCUGAUUCAGAGACCAACAUGAUGGAGACAGACGGAGCAUCAGGAACAAACAGAGUUAUGUAAGAGGUCUGAGGAGGGCCGGGGCGAUACGGGAGAGAGUUUAUCAGGAUAUAUUAUUAUCAAUAUCAGCUGAUAUGGAUCAAUAUCAGCUGAUCUAAAAAUCUAACAGUGUUUCUUGGUCUCAUGUCUUUUCCAGCACAAUAAUCUCCUGCAUCUGUGAGGUCUUUGUGUCUCUUUGGCGUUUUGUCGUAAGGCGUCGCUCUAGAGAAAGCCGACUGAAUGGUCGUCUGUUUCAGGCGCCAUGGGCUCCUCGCUCCUCUCGGGGUUUGUAACCUUUUGCGUUGCGCGUGCUCUGCGGCGUGGCGCUGCUUCAGGUGGUGAAAAAGAUUUGAGGUAUUCCCCGACUUUGUGAGAACAUGUACUCGACAUAAUUUACAGUCCACAUUACUCUGCUUCAUGUCCGACCUCCAAAAACCAAAAUACCUCCACACCACCGACGUUUUCCUAACGCCAGUGUUGUGGUUGACAUUGAUGUGGUCAUCUGUUGAGCCUUCAUGGUCAUUUCUGUCGGGGGUAGCACUCAUUUUCUUUGUUUCUCACCAACAGUGCUGUCGGCUUCACCUGUUAAAGUGCUAUGGUUGGGUGGAGCUGCUGUCUGCUACCACGCUGCAGUUGGUUGAUACUUGGUUCUAAUUCAGAACAUGAUUGGUUCAGACCCGGAGAAACUCCCCUUUUCAUUGGCUGUUCGUAUAGUCGACCAAAACAUGUCAGAAUGACGACUAUUGAAAAGGAUAUUGAUCAUGGUUUAUAUUGAUAUUGAGGGAAAUUAAUUUCUGUUAUGUAUCGUUAUCGUUUGAUCAGGCCUUGGUCUAAGUAACCCCACGAGUUACCAGAGUCCAAAGACAGGAGACCGCCGUGAGGUCAGGGACUGAAACAGCAGCUGAAAGGAGGCGGCUCCUCCUCCUCCUCCUCCUCCUCCUCCUCCUCCUCUGAACCUCAGCUCUGCGUUUCCAUGCAGACACACGGCGUCUCACUCGGUCGGCCUCUUUCUGGGUCCUUUUUUUCACGUCCUUCCCUUCUCUGCCCCCUUCAGACUCAGACAGGCCUGAACAAUGAGCUUGUGCAGGUUGAGCAAUUCCAACAUCCAGGUGACGCUCCCCAGACACAUCCAGCCUGCUGUCCUCCAGCCCACAGCUCCUAAACUCAAACAGGGUGUGGCAAUCUCAUUACCGGCCUGUCCUCUGCUGUCUGCUCUCUCUCGGCGCUUCGCUCGGAGAAGAGGCGUUCGGCGGACAGGUGGGGCUGAAGGCGGGGUGACGUGCAGAGGUACGGCGCGCUGAAACUUGGAUCUCAGAGAGCGGGUGGAGGAUGCAGCUGAUGGAGGUCACGCUCCUGACGUGUGUCAUUGACGCCUUUAACACGGAGAGCCGUUUUCUGCAGACACAGAAAAUCUCUCUGUUUACAACCGUCAGCUGAGAGUCUCCGCCUGUUAGAGGGUGGAGGUUCUCUGUCCGCUCCACCUCUGCAGAGUCUCCUUCAGAUCAUUGUUUGGUGUAAUGUCCCUUUAGAGCUGAAGUUCAGAGCUCCUGUUAACAGGUUUUUAUUUUCAGGUGAUGGUGCAGAAUAA
Messenger RNA from Xyrichtys novacula (pearly razorfish), 4206 nucleotides. NCBI's taxonomy places the organism in Eukaryota, Metazoa, Chordata, Actinopteri, Labriformes, Labridae. The record is from the annotation of a GenBank genome assembly.